Vicia faba (fava bean) is the source of this 489-nucleotide messenger RNA. The record is from the annotation of a GenBank genome assembly. Lineage: Eukaryota; Viridiplantae; Streptophyta; Magnoliopsida; Fabales; Fabaceae.
AUGAAAUGGCUCCCUCGCUCGCAUCCAUCCUAUAUAAACCUCUUUCUAUCUUCUCCACUCCAACCUUCACACAGGAAACUAAAAUCGAGGAAUCUGUCAUCUAACAUGAUGAAUUCUAGAAGAGACACCCGUAACAACAGAGUUGCUCUUUUUGAUGGUAUUGAGGAGGGCGGCAUCAGAGCAUCAUCUCUUUACUCCUCAGGUUCUUCCCAUGAAAUUGAUGAACAUGACAAUGAACAAGCAAUGGAUGGAUUGCAAGAUAGAGUUAAUCUGCUGAAAAGAUUGUCAGGUGAUAUACAUGAGGAGGUGGAUAAUCAUAACCGGAUGCUGGAUCAUAUGGGCAAUGAUAUGGAUUCUUCAAGGGGUGUCCUCUCAGGAACUAUGGACAAAUUCAAAAUGGUAUUUGAGACAAAAUCGAGCCGAAGAAUGUUCUCGCUGGUGGCAUCAUUUGUUGUUAUUUUUCUUAUCAUUUACUAUCUAACUAGGUAA